This is a messenger RNA of Porites lobata, 29461 nucleotides long. The record is from the annotation of a GenBank genome assembly. NCBI's taxonomy places the organism in Eukaryota, Metazoa, Cnidaria, Anthozoa, Scleractinia, Poritidae.
GGUUGGGAUUUUCCAUUAAGCUCUUGUGGAUGGUUCUUCAACACUCUUCCGGCGAAGCACAACGAAAAAUGUAAAGAGUCUCUGUGUGAUUCUGUAGUGUCAAACUUUGACUAUGUGCUUACAGUUAUCUCAGCAACGGUAGGCUCAUUUUACAUCUUUUGUUUUAUUAUUUAUUAUUAUACAGCUGAAAUUUUUCCCAAAGCGCAUUUAACCUCUGAGAUGUUUAAGUCACCUGUUAAUUGCCUCUGAACGAUAUAUAUAGGGUCGUAACUCGCCCGAUGUGUAUUUGUCGUUCUUUAAGCCUGACAAAAAGAAAUAAGCUUGGAAAGACAGUGACUGCACAUGUGGAAUCCAACGUUAACUGAACUAAAAUAACAUCUCGGAUAAGUUGGUUCACUAUGUUGUAGAGUGUUGUAUGGUAUCGGGUGAAGAUAUCAGUCCUAGCGAACCCCUCAGGGCGAAUCGACUUUCGGGCGAAAUGACCCCAAUUCGUCUGAACGAUGCAAGUUUUUAGACGAUAAAUGCGUCUCUUAUUUGGACGUUAGAACGACUUUAACGUCUCAAUCGACUUAAACGUCUCUAGUAUAAUAACUGCCAAUAAUAAACCUUUCUAAAGUAUCUAAUUUGAUGACAUGCGUUCAGUUUUUGGAUUCCCGAAUGUCACUAAGGGUACUAUUUCAAACAUGGUUAAUUAUGUUGCUCUGGCAAUGCAAACAUAAACUAGCAGCUUUUGCCCGGCUUCCAUCCCCAUCCAAAAAAAAAAGAAUACGCCUGCAUUGCUGGCAAAACACGUAUCACUUGAUUACUUUGUGCACUUUCAGUUUGAAGCGUCACUCUUUGUGAGGUUGUGAGAUCACUACGCAUUCAACUUACUCCUACACACGACUGGAUAUAUAAAAAAAUCGAUUACAAUGCAACCUGGAACUCCAACAGGUGGUUAAUUUUUUUUCAAACUUCGGGGGAGCGCUCGAAAAAUCAGUCUUGAAACGUUCUUACGGUGGACAAUAUACUUAACCCUCUAGGUCCCAAGAGUGACCAACAUCAAUUUUCUCCUAACAACAUCAGCAGAUCAUCAAGAGUAAAGGUUAUGAGAAUUACUAAAUUUAUUACCAAAGGGAGGAUGCUUUGAUGUUAAACCAAAUUCUCUCAACUAUUCUUAAAAGAAGAGUAUUGAGAUCAGUCUCGAGAAUUUGUAUGGAUCUUGGGGCUUAAAGGGCUUAAUCGACUCGGUUGAUAAACACGAAUUUUUUGUUCUAAACAAUAAAGAAAUGACUUGACGUUAUCGUAUUAAUGGGGUAGCCUUAUGAUGGAGUUCCACUGUAUUGUAGGCUAUCACUGUAAAAUCAGCGAUAUUUUGGGUAUUGUUAUAUUUCGUGACUGUAAUCAGUAUAACUGUGUUCUUCUAUGUAGUUAUCAGUGAAUUCUCCUCCUGGUGUUUGGAUCUGCAGUUCUCACAUGUUGCCGUCGAUUGCUCCAGACGCCCGUAAGUCUUACAAAUGGAGAGAUUAAUCACAACUCAGUCUUCCCGGCCAAACGUCUCAGAUUCUGUGAUCACGCCUUUUACACUACACUUAUACAUUCAAGAGAUCUUAUUUGGCAGGGGCUUAGCGUGAGAUUUUCAAGGUGUACGCGCGGGAAGAAAAGUUAGACCGUCGAAAGCACUCCAGAGUUUUCCACAGAACAUUUUCAUUGAUUAAGUAAGAAGGACAACGCAAUAGUUGAUUGUUUAUUUUGCCCACCGGCUCUAGUGUUACCGGUAUGGUACAGUUAGCUGACAGUGUUUACGGACAAUUGGGGGAAAAGUCAAACGCCACCAAGAAGGUUAAGGGUGAGGUGUCUACCCUUCAGUUAGACGAGCAGGGACACCAAUAUAAUGCAAAAAAUUGAUCAGCCAUACCCGAUUUAGUGAUAAAAAUGCUUCCAGGAAGCAAAAAGAGAUUAUUUUUGUCAUAUUUUCCCUCUGCGUAUGUAUGCAUAUGUGCGUGUAUGGACGGUACGCUCAUGUAUGGUAUGGUCAAAGGUCUCUUAAGCGACCACUGCCAUAUUAUAGCGGUCACAACUAGAGCUGGAUGUUGACGAGAAUGAUCUCUCGUAAGCGACCAAGCGAUGAUAAACUUAUCUAUCAGGGCUGUCAUUUACGAGAGCUCAGUUUUGGCAAAAGUUUCCGAUAUACAUACCAUGCAUUCUUUUUGGAUUUGCUUAGUUUUUACACUAGUAAGCACAAACUGUGACAAAAAAGUGUUUUUAUUUUUUCUUUAUUUUUUCAAGGAAUUGACUGGGAGAAGUUUUCUAAGGGUAUCACCGUGAUUCUCUCACCUGGGGACGUUCAUUAUGCAAAAGAUCAUGGUGUAGCCAAACUUGGAAAAGAUGUGAGGGUUUUUAGCAUAAUUAACGUUAACUUAAAAAUAGCUCUCUCAAGAGAGCACAAGUUUACAGUUUUGUUAUGUCUGUUGUGCAGUUGCGAUUUGAUCAACUAGCUAUGUCAUAUGAGCAUGAGACUUAACCUGUUUUGUCGAAGAAAAUAAAGUGUGAUUUCUUGCCUGAAAAUUUUCGACCGCACAAGGUGACGCUUAUUUAUCUGACGAAUUAAGUUACAAUUCACCAUCAUGUCAUAGCUAGCGUCGAAGAUAAAAUGAAGCGUGACUUUUUGCAUCAAGAAAAUUAAUAUUAUUGACGCAACAGGUCACGCUUUACCCUCAUGUUACAGUGUAUAUAGCACGCCGAUGAACACAAUUGCCCCUUUUUUGCAAAAUUUAUCUUACAUAGAAAAAAAAACAAAUUGAUAAAAUGACAAGCAACGACUAGACCGUAGCAGACUCUUCUUGUUUGCGAACUGAAUGACACAGUACUUUGAAUCUGGCCUUCAGAAUUAUCGCUUUUCUUACGGUCACGACAUGACUGCAUAGUGUUACACGGAAACUGUAAACAUAGAAACUAAAAAAUAAUUAAUCAGUCAGGUGGAUGCACGAAUACGCCUUUCCAGCAUCCCGCACCAGAAAGCACAUGCAGUGAAACAAGAUGGUGACUUGGUUGGAAUUGGAAACAAAUAACCGUUUUUGUCAGCUUCAGUGCCGGAUCCAGACCUGAGAUAACGGGGGGGGGGGGGGGGGGCGGUCUCCAAAACAAAAAUUUUUCGGCCCUUUGGGCCUCAGUCUGGACUAGACGUAAGGGGAGGGCGGGCCCCCCGGGCCCCUUUCCUGGAUCCGCCACUGAGCUCAGGCUCGAGUCGGUGCCUGUGAUCACUUAACAGACUACUCUUCCCUCUGUUGUGGAAAUACCCUGCCAGCACAGUCUUCCUUUCGCUUGCUCGAAUUUGCUGUUCUCGAGAAAGACUGCUUGAAUCUAGUAAAAUCUUUGUUGAGCAUGCUUUUCAUGUUGCUAGGAUAUAGUUUCGAACCCAGGCCUAAUAGUCGUGCGCUUGGUACAGCUGGCUCGGUUAUGACCAUCGGUUUGUUCAAUAAACAGGCGCACUCGAAAAAGCCAGUUUGCCGAGAAAAAACAAGAUCGACUUUUCUCUUCCCUACUCAAGAAGAACACAGAAAGGGACUCUGCUCGCAUGGUGUCGUGGGAAGGGUUUCUCAACAAACGGGCGGAUGUGUUUCGCUCCGGUAACUCAUCCUGUGUUUUUACUAACAUUCACUUUAAGGGCAAAGUAAAGGACAUUAUCUUCCGAGAAAGUGAGGAGAAAAUCAGAAGUUUCGCCCUUGAGAAUGGCAAGGUGCCGUUGGUAAGUUGGAAAUCCUGUCUAACUGGUAAUCAGUAGGAAGGUUGUAGAGAUUCGUUUAAUUGCGCGGUUUUCCGUCAUCAAAUUCCCAUCAGGAAUGUUGAUUCCCAGCCAUGUGACAAGGCGGCCGUGUCACAGUCGAUCGGCGAAAUAAUACAAUUUUUUUCGCAGAAUUUGCUUGAAAAAAGAGUUAAGUUCCUAGCGGAGGGUAGUCUGCUACACAGGCGUUCUUUGCGUCGUAAUGCACGAGGAGGAGCUUUGCGUGACGGCUUUGUAGCAGACUAAGCGGCUUUUGUUCUUGUCAACCAACAUGGCAGCCGUGAUUUCAGCUGUAAAUCAGCAGUUCUCUAAUUUAGGCCCCGUUGUAGUCUGCGAAAACAGACGUUUCUCCUCGCUCAUCGUCGCUGGGAGACGUUUCGCCAUUAGGAACGUCUGCGACUCAGCGACAAAACUUCCAUACUGGUGACGUAAAAUCCGUCCGGAAUCCGGUUAUAACCGCUGAUUGGACGACAGAGUAGUUACGUUGUUUUACCUAUUGUUUAUGAAUAACAGACAAAAGGUUACAAAGGUCAUUCAAAUGUUAACGGGAUGAAUCUAUAACAAAACAGUCAAUAUUUGUGGAAUAUAUUCUUCUCUAUAGAAGAAGCAUUUGAGUUCUUCUAGAGCUCGUUCCCGGAUGAACACAACACUUUUCCGAAAAUCGACCAGGAGAAACGUAAAAUUGAACAAAUUUGCAUUUGGAACCCCACGACUACCGAUUUAUUACGUAAACAUUGAUUUACGUCAUCAGUAUGGAAUUUCUGUCCCUGAGUCGCAGACGUUCCUCUACGCGAAACGUGCCCAGGGGCGAGGAAUGUGGAGAAACGGCUGUUCUCGUAGGCUAAAGAAGGUGCAGUAAAAACAAACUGUUUUCCUCGGGACCUGACAUUUAAUGUAAUAGGUUAUUUACUAGUUAGCAAGUAAAGAUAUCUUGACUGUGCUCUGUUCUGUUGUGAAACAGGCAGGGAGCGGCUAGAGCACCAAAGAAGAGUAGGGGGGAAACACGAGACGUAGUCUAGUGUUUCUCCCUUCCUGAGUGCUCCAGGCGCUUCCUAAGUGCUUUACAACAGAACAGAGCACAGUCAAGGCUUCAUUAUUUGUUUUAUGAUAAAGAAUCCGUUAAAUUCCCCACGCAUUACUUCCAAAUGUUCAAAACAAACUAUAGGUAAAUGGCUGACAGCUCUAGCUCCGUGUUUUAUACUCUCAUAAAGCAGGCUUUUUCAACCAAGCAGAGUGCGUGUUUAUCAGAACUUUAUCAUAAAAACGUUAAUUUUGAUUGGCAGGUUAGCGGAACUGUGUUCAUGGACAUCAAAUCUGCCUGCAAGGUUUUGAGUCUUCAUGUGUUCCAUCCCUUAGAUGCUUGUACUUAUUUUGGGCUAGACAAUGGAGCUGAUCCUAUUCAGGUAUAACUGACAUAUAUAUCUAAUUUUUAUGGUGCGUUUGUUCAGCUAUACAUUUCAUAAGGACCUCGAAAUUCGUGAUGGCCUUGUCAAAUCUUUCAAAGAGAAAAGAAAAGGGCAACUAAUGCAGCGAUGAUAUCGAGAACGUCAUAAAAAAGCAAGAGUUUAAGCCGAGGAAAAAAAAGAACUUUGCGCGCGCAUUCAGUACACUUGAUUCCUUUUCCGACCUCUGCAUAGCCUCGAGUUGAAAUUUUCUUAUAAGGGAGUGUGUAAACAUACGAGUUGAUGGCAAAUUUUUCUUUUCCUCUCUCUAGUGAAUCUGCCUAUGUUUUUUUAAAGCAAAUUAAGUGAGUUGUAAUAUUCUCCAUGCAUAUAGCCUUGGUCUUCGGCCGUGAAUCUCUCCGGUCGUAGGUCAGUGGAAAAAAGCGUCACGCGUUGUUGGGAGUAGUACAGUAGCUCUUUUAGACCUCUAUUUUCAUUUCAUUGUUUUUAGGACUAGGGGUAUUGUUUGUGUUGAAUCAUCUACAGUUUCGUUCUCCAAUCACAGACCAUUCUAGCACGAGGAAGAUCUAAAAGGCGGAGCAACUUUUCACUGGGUUUACACGCAGAAAUUUUGGUCUUUGUAGUUAGCAGUAGAAAAGGAAUCAAAAUAUCAACGAUUACUCACUGAAUGAAGCGCUGCAAUUUUUGCUGGUUUGUCCCUUCCUAGUACUAUGAUCUUCCUAGCGAAAGUAGUUUACAUGGUACUAGGAUCUUCCAACCUCUCAGCUUGGAAGAUCCCAGCACUAGGGACAAGUACAACUUUUUGCAUGUAAACUGAGUCCAGAAAACAUAUGGCGCUAGGAUGACCCCCCCUCUAGGAUCUUCCUGGUGCUAAGAUGGAUCAAUUGAGGUUUCUGGGUAACUGACCACCUACCCCUCCCCUAAGUCACAAUUUUGCCUUAAGUGAGAAGUGUUAAUGCUGACUUAGGGGAGGGGUAGGCGGGGUACCCGGAAACCUAGACUACGAGUAGUACCCAUUUUCCCUCAGGGAUAGUAUAGCUAGCAAAACGCGAGUGCGCGUGAAAAUUACCCCAUGCGAGAAAAGGCGACGCGCGCCGGGGAGAGAAAACAGAGUAAACAGCCCCUUAAACCAGCUAACUGUUGGACGUUUCUCCUUUUUUUGCUAUGUAGUUGUCCAUGAUAUUUGAUAUCCUUCUUUGUCUGGCCGAGGAUGUGACAGAGUCAGCGUUUGUUGAGGGUGAAAGAAGCGGUUCAUAUGGUCGCUACAUCCCUGUAACGAUGAAUUCCUCAGAACACCCCAAGAGGACGCUCAUGCGCAAUGCGAGAGCGAUGCUUUGGCAGCGACUAAGGGGCGUGGAGCUGAAAGGAGGUUAAUUAACAUUUUUUUUGGGGGGGGGGGGGGGUUUCGCAUAAUGUGAAGAAUUCCCGGAGGGGUAAUCGUGGGAAUUCUUGGUGGGGGUGUCCAGCUGGUUUUCCAAAUCCUAACCCUAUUUCAGACCAAAAAAUGUCAUUUUCCACACCCGUUUUCAGACCUGGCCUUUAGAUCGAAAUUAUGUCAUGCUGUAAUUACUUACGGUUAGAGCGCAAGCAAACAUUUCUUCAAAUGCAUUUCGAAUUCGCAUAUUUCUGUUUUUCUUAUUAAUUUGGAAUUGAAACGAUAAAUAUGUUCAUACGCUCCCGUAGUUCCUUCGAAAAACAUACCCGAUUCCAGACCAAAAUGGGUAAUGUGUAUACCCGUUUUCACACACAAAAAAAGGCCCAAAAACCAUACCCUUUGGGACAGCACAUUCCUAUAUGGCUUAUAUAAGGGAUUGCCCCCCCCUCGGGGGAAAGAAUGCUGCAGAUCUCGGAUAAUGUUGUCGGCUGAGGUGGAUAACAGCCUCCGAGGUCUGCAUAGUUCUUCACCAUCUUGCUUCCAAAACUGAACUUGAUAACAUACACUGUUAUCACUAGUUCUACACUUAGCAAUGCUUAUACUCAAAUGUAAAGAUUUCUUUCAACAGUCCUUCUUGAGAACGGUACGUUUGAUUACUCGAAGCCAUCUGCAGAUUGUUAUAGGAGACAAAUGCUUGACAGCAUUGAAUUUCUAAGCCAGAGUGGAGUCAAGUUCGAUUUCAACAAUCAUACGCACGUAUCGAUCGGUAAGGUGAGUACGCUACAACCGCUUUUCUUUUCCGAGAUCUCGGAUGUUUUUGAAAAAUAACUUCGAGUUUUCUUUUUUCUAGAACAGCACUUGUCAUUAAAGACCUUCAGAUUCGUGGACGAGGACGGCCAUGAGAAUUAGAUUUGAGUUAAAAGUUUUUUUCGCAUAUGCUCAAAAAAUAGACAUCCCUUAAAGCUUGUUUUCACCUUUUUCCCUUGAAAAGUUGACACGGUUAUUUUUAGCAAAGGAGGUUAAGCCCUCUCCCGAUCGAAAAAUGGUAAAGCUUCUAACGUUUGGAUUUGAUAACUUGUUUCCGUCACUAAGACAUUAGAGACCUUUAGAUUAGAGGACUAGGGCGAUUCAGACUACGAGUACGAGAUUUCCCUGAAAGUUUUUUCGCGUAUUCUCAAAAUAUAGACCCCCAGGAAAACUUCAUUUUACCAUUUUUCACUACAAUAGUUAGCAGCGUUACCUUUAGUGAAGGAGGUCACGCGCUCUCCCGAUCACAAAAUGAUAAGACUUCUAAUUCCCGCCACUUUGACAUUCUCGCUAAAACACAUAGCAUAAUGACAACGGCUACCACUUUUCCCGCCAAAAUGGCGUUGGCUCACGCGCGAAGACAACUUAUUACUGAGAAAAUCUCGUACUCGUAUAGUCGUACUCGUCUUAUUCUUAAGAAUUUCAAGGUCUAUAUUUUCGCUAAAAACGCACAGUACAAUGACGGCGCCUACCAUGUUUUCCCGCCAAAAUGGCGCUGGUUCAUGCACGUGCACUACUAGCUAGGUUUUGAGAAAAUCUCGUACUCGUAAUCGUCCUCGCCUUAAGGUGAUUUUACACGGGACGAUUCGCAACGACGCUGAAAAGCCCUUUUUAGGGAUGGUUAAUAAAGUGUAUGUAUGUAUGUCCUCCAUAAAACUUGCAAUUAGGCAUGUUCACGUCGUAGUCUUACAAGGACGGUAAAGAAAUGUACAAAAAAGCGUGAUCCCCUCGCAAAGUUAUUGUUUUGCACAAUAGAGAGCUUUAGAUUCUAAGACGAGUACGACUACGAGUACGAGAUUUUCUCAGUACUAAGUAGUGCUUGCGCGUGAACCAGCGUCAUUUUGGCGGGAAAAUGUGGCAGCCGUCGUCAUUCUGCUACGAGUUUUAGCGCGAAUGUCGUAGUGGCGGGAACAAGUUAUCAAAUGUUAGAAAUUUUAACAUUUUGCGAUCGGGAAAGCGCGUAACCUCCUUCACUAAAGAUAACAAUGCUAACUUUUCUAGUGAAAAAUGGUAAAAUGAAGAAUUCCGGGGAGUCUAUAUAUAUUUUGAAAAUACGCAAAAAACUUUAAGUCAAAUCUCGUAUUCGUGGUCGUCCUCGUCUUCAAAUCUAAAGGUCUCUAAUAAACCUAUUUCUUUUUUGACGUCGCCGUCGUCGUCGUCGUCGUCGUCGUCGUCGCUAAAGCUCCCCGUUGUCGAUCAACGAAAGAAACUCUGGAAAGUUUCUUUAGCAAAAUCUUGCCAAAACUUCUUCCGUUUUGCAACUUUGCCGAGCUAACGAGCUUUCUUUCAAGAUUCUUAUUAGCAGUUGCUAUUUUGUUGUUUCAGAAUUGUACUCCCAUCCCAAAAUCCUCUGUUGUGAUAAAUUCGAUCGUGGAGGAUGGCAUCAAGAUUGGGGAGAAUUCAGUGAUCUCUAACUGCCAUUUGAAGGUGUAAUACUCGUUCAUUGUAGUCCUUAUGUUUUUUAAGCUAUUUUACAAAUGGACAACAAUUUUCCAUGGUCUGAACUAGUUUUGAACAUUUUGACGUGAUUACUUCCGAUUAUAAGCCUCCCCCCACACUUAUAAGUCCCCCAUUUUUGGCCCAUCUACCUGAAAACAUAAAAAAUACAUCCGGUUAUAGCCCCCCCGAAUAUAAGCACCCCCCCCUCUCUAGCUUGUAUUAAAAUGAACUCAACUUUUUACUACUUCUUGAAGCGUAAAAAAGCCGAUCAAAUUCAAAAAAUAUUUUAAUCAGCACUGCUGUGUAGCUUGUUUUGAAACACUUUUUGCAGUCCGGUUAUAACCCCCCCUCCCCCCGAAUAUAUACCCCUCCGUUUCUAAGCCCCCCCUCAUACGGCUGCCACUGCCCGGGUGAUAUGGCUGUGCGCAUCGAUUGAAUCUUGAAAAUGAUAGGCCAACGUUUUCAAGUUUUCAUGCUAUGGCUACAAAAAUCACCCAAAACGUUUUAUGGUUUGUGCUCCCUGAUGAAAUUGGAGAUGUGCAAGUGACAUAUGGGUAAAGGCAGUACGUUUUUGACUUCAGCACAGAAUUAACCUAAAACAGCGAUAUACUCGUGGCAUAGCCCCUUUAAACACGAGGUCAAUUAUUUAAUUAGCAACGAUUUGGUUAAUGCGAUUUAACACUGAAUAUAAGGAUAAAAUGUUACAACUAUAUUAUUUAAAUAUUCCAGGGGGAUUUGUCCUUUGAAUCAGGGUCAAUCUUAAUCGGUAUUUCAUCUAAAGCUAUGAAGGUGAGAUAGUGUCGUCAAUCGAAUUCUGAUUCCAUUCUUCGAGCGGUGUGCGUGGUUCUUUUUUGUGAUUUUUCCUGUUUGUGAUUUUUCGUAGGAUGUUCCAUCAGGAGUAACUUUUCCUAACGAUUUGUGCGCCAUUCACUUCAAUGUUGACCUUGGUGACAGACCACAAAGAGUUUUGGUUGUUUUGGGCGCUCUUGAUGAUCUACAGGUGAGGCUGUUUUUCAUUACCACUAUUGGUAGCAGCUUUAGCCUCCCUUCUAGACGUUCUUAAAGGUCUGUCACGCGUCCCCCCCCCCCCCCCACGUUGGGAAGAAUUGACCAGAACGUCUGCGUGGAAGGGUAUAAGCUCUUAAGGUAUCAUCCCACCUUCGGUACACUCCUCGCGCGGAUCGUGCUAGCGGUUGUAACCUUAAUAAUUACCCCUACAAACCGCACAUUUUCUAAAAGCUUAAUGGUUGAAGAUUACGGCUAAUUUCUUUAAACAAUCCAAAAUGCUAACGCGUUUCAGAAUUGACGAGCUUUUUGCAAAAGUAUACAUGUCUCUGUAAAUUUAAGUCCAGGUCAGCCAAAAACAAACGAAAGAAAUCGAUUAAGAUCGCGUUCGCUUCAUGACACGUCUGACUAGAAAGCCGUGACUCAGAUUUUUGACGUGUGCCUUUUUUCUUUUGUGAUAACUGAGUAGAUGAAGUAAGUGAUAACAAAUCAUUAGAAUUACCUGUGGAAAAAAUGCUAUUACUUAAAAAGCGAAAAAAAGAAAUCAAAAUUCGCACAAUUGUUUUUAGAAUAACUAUCUGGCAGUCAGUUGCUCAAAUUUCAGCCAAUUUGGCUCACUGGUUGCCGACUUGUAGUUUUAAAAUGAACGCUCAACUUGGUCUGAUUUUCAUUUUGAGAAAACAGACAGUGAAAAUGAUGUAUUAUCUUUCUCGUCAUGCAGACGCCAUUUUCAUCAGAAAACAGCACGUAUUGCAACAGACCAUGGCAGACGUUUUUUGAUGGAACAGGGAUCAGCCCUAAUGAACUCUGGUUUGGAGUGGUAAGAGCUGUAUACAUCUCACUGCGUAUUGCACAUUUGAGAUUGAGCGGAAGACUGGGUCUGUGUUGUUUCAAACUGCGUUAUGGGUCCAAAUGUUUCCGCCAAACAGUCCCACAAUGCAAUUGGACACGAUCCUGACCCAGUCUUUUGCCAGUCGGAGGUUUUUCUUCCCUAGACACAGUCAACCUUUGUUCGUUAGGCUUCUUGGGGGUUUCUCUCUUGGGCAGUGUUCACAGUUGGUGCCCGGACACGGUGCCCAAGUACGGUACGGUGAACACAACAUCAUUUUGUGCCGAUACCCAGGCACUUGUUCCCGGGCACCAUGUGUGGACAGCCCCUUAUCUAGGCUACAUUGUUACGCAACAACAACCAACGGCAAAAAAAGUUGGUUUGUAUCAUCUGUUAACAAAUUCCAUAAUUUGAUAUCCGCCUAACGGGAUGUUAUAUUUUUUACCCCUUUUGGCUUGAAAUAGGGUAGGGGAGUUACAUAUUUUGAUCUGAAGUAGGGCGAGCUUUCCAGAAAGCAUGUCACCCAUCCUCACAUAAAUUUUCCAGCCUUUAAAAGCAUGAGGAGGCUUGAAAUGGUGGAUAGAAAGGCCGAGGGAAAAGCGAGACUGCCUCUAGCUCCUUACCGUUAAACUCGCGUUAAACUCGCGCGGCGUUAUAUUGACGCAAAAUUGUUUAUAGGCGUGAGAACUUGACUCGUGAGAACCAUGAAUUCCAGCGCUCUAACCGCUCGGCUACGAUGCCUCUAAACCAAUUAGAGUAUUUAAUUUUGUGAGGUAUAAAAAGGUGAUUUUCUAUUUCUGUUGUAGCCUGAACAGGAAAGAAGUCUUAUUAAUGCCAAGCUCUUCCCUACGAUCCAUUGUUCUGUAUCACCGAACGAGAAAGCAGACGAGAUCUUGUGGUUGUCGAUGAUUGCAAGCGGCUUUUCAAAGCGGUUAUUUUCUCAAACCAUGGACGUUAACGAGAAUGUUUUCAACUCGUCGCCUACAAAACGUCAACAUUUCGUUUAUUCUCUUGGGCGAGGACUUGCGGAUCUGCUUCAAAAGUAAGGAACGUCUUUGUGUGCUUGCGUGUGUGCGUGUAAGGGAGUGCUACAAUAUAUUAGGCUGAUUUAGCAACAGGACUGGAACGUCAGUUGACUUCGGGAAAGCGCGCGGAGAGGACUAAACACGACUUUCGGUGCUCAAUUUGCUGCUCUGCCAUUGGUCAAGCUAGUUGUUUGAUUUGCGAGCGCCGUCGCACGGUCGUCAACUGACAUUCCCGUUCUGUUGCUAAAUCAGCCUAUAAUAUAAUAGGGAGCUUGAGCAACGACCAUGGCACAGGGAGCAAAAAGCUCACUUAAAAUAAAAAAGCAUUCGCGGUGUUUCAAACUUCAUCGAUCGUAUUCCAUUUCGUUCAAUUUGUCAGUGUUAGCGAAUUUUUGUGGAGUUGAGUUCUACUUUUGUGGAGUUGAGUUCUAAAAGUUUAUUUCUAAGUUUAGACAAAGAAAAACGUUGUCUUGUGUUGACGUUCUCCAUGAAAUGUGAAAUUAGGAACUUUCACGUCGUAGUUUGCAACGACCGCAAAGAAAUGUACCAAAAAAUAAAGCUUGAUGGACAUGCAAAGUUGUUGUUUUGCUAUUCUAAUCUUAUUGCUUUUUUCCGUUCUCGUUGCCGUCGUCGUCGUCGUUGCCUAAGCUCCCUGUUAAAUUUAAUAACUAAGAUAGUACGUGCGCCCUGAUUGGCCAGGAAUUAAGUAAGUUGGAUGAGAGUAAGUUGGUUUCACCAUGUUUUGCUGUGCACGUGCUUAACACCAUGAUUAUCGAGUGAUUAUGAAAAAAGGUUGAGUUAAGAACUCUAGAAGUUUACAUUAUUUACCUAUUUCUCUUGGUCGACUUUGCAUUUUAAAUGCCGUUUCCUGUUUGAUUUAGGUCAAAUCUUUUCAUCGAAGAUUUUACGUCAUGAACAAAUGUUUGAUCGUUUAGGUACCUCUUCCAAAAAGUUUCAGUUUCAGUUUAUAUUUUUUGCGCAUCCUUCUGAGCCCGUGAUUAGCGCGCACACCUUAAAAAAUCGCUUUAAGGUUGGAGCUCCCAAGAGAGGUAAAUCUUCAUUUUCUCUUAAAACAGUAUUGUUCCUUACCUUUUUCUCUCUUUCUUUUUGAGCUUACUGGCUUAUAACCAGUAACGUUCUAUCUUCGUAAGAUUGAAUGAAUGAAUGGUUGGAUGGAUAGAUCAUUAAUGUCACUGAUUAAUUAAAGUUUCUAUAACAUAAACAACCUAUCGGUAAAGUUUGAGGAAAAUCUCGGUGCAGGUUCUAUUUCAGAGGAAUGACCCUAACCCCGUGAGCACCAAUAUACAAAUACAAAUUCUCCACACAGAUCUUCAUACAUUUCGUAAAAGAAUUAGUAGAGAGAAUUUGUUUAAAAAACAAGGCAUUUUUCUUCAACCCCCCCCCCACUUGAGUGAAUCAUUCUGUUAAUUCCCGCAACCAUCUUUCUUCUUAAUCUAUUGAUAUUGUCUCGAGAAUAUUGAUGUUGGUCAGUCUUGGUGACUUAAAAGAGUUAAUGUCCAUGAUCCGUUUUUUCAGGUGGCGAUCAGCCAUCAGGCUGUCCUUGCAGGACAUCCUGUCCUUGCUGGAUUUGAAUGCAGAGUUUGAUUGGAAAAGAAGGUUGUGGUUUGAAAUUGGGAAAGCACAAGCCGAGAGCACACUGAGAGACUGCAAGAAUGAUUGUCUCUUGCCAUUCUUCAGAAGCUGUGUUCAAGAGGGAUUCGCAAAAGACAUCCUGAAAGUUUUAGAUCAAGGUAAACGUUCAUUGUAGACCCGCGGCAGUCCGCGGAACUUGAUUUUAGGCGGAACUACCUGCGUAGGCUCCAGAGAGUGGGGGCCGUGGUCUUCUGGAAUUAUUCAGAGGAACGAGAAAACAAACAUGAGGAGAUUAGACCAGACCCAAAAGAGUUUCUGAAAUUUUUGGCCAAUCCGCACUAGCAGAAAAAUUUGGAAUUUUCUUUCUCAAACUCAUUAAUAAUUCAUGUAGAUAAUUCAAAGGAAAUUAUUGUUUAAUGAGUGUUUUGAAAUCAGAUGAAAAACUGCUGGUACAAAUAGGCAUUCCGGGGUGUCUAGCUUUUGAGAAUAUACGCGAAAAAUCAAAUCUUGUACUCGUAGUGGGCUCGUCCUCGAAUCUAAAGGUCUUAGUCUAAUGUCUCAUUGCCUUAAAAGAGGAUCUUUAUCCUCAAGGUUCACUGAUGAACUGUUUCUUUUUCUCAGUUGCAUGCAGUACGAGUUCUCCAGGCGUGGCCGCUCGGACUUUGGCGUGUAUUGCUGACGUAUUAGGUGCUAUGGCAGGAGAGAGAGCUGGGCUGAGAAGUGGUCCGGCCCGCAAUGAAUCCUGGAUGGAUGCCUUUCAGUGUCUGGAGGUAAACGAAAGCAGCUAAUCUGAAUACACAGACUAACAAAACUGGAAACCUCUUCCUUAGUAGUACAGUGGAACCUCGAUAUAGCGAACCACUACAUAACGAAGUUCUCGAUAUAACGAACUAUUUUCUGUACCCCAGUAAUAGUAAAAUAUAUCGAAAAGGACCUCGAUAUGACGGAACCUUGUUAUAGCGAACCAAUUUUGCCAGUCCCCUGGCCCGUCGUUAUACCGAGGUUCCUCUAUAAUAUAGAUUCAAAAUGUGACCUGUUAUUGAAUAAAUCUUAUUAAUAUACUAGUAAUCGAAGGUUAAGGAGUGUGGGCGACAACGAUCGAAGGUCAAAAUACUUUUGCUCCAGCGCUUUGCUUUGCGUGCAUAUCACGUGAUAGAUGGUCAAAACACGCGUUAUCAUAUUACGAGUGAUAGAAGGUCCAAAUGCUCGUGAUCAGUGGAAGUCCAAGCCAAGCUGGCUACGUACGUGCCGUGCAUGCGUAAUAGCAAUCUGGAGAUUAGGAUUGCGGGCUUCUCUUUUGGCUGGCAAUUAAAUAGCUCACGCGAUACAUUUUUUCGACUUUGAAAGCUGAUGUCUUCUGUUUGUUUGUUUGUUUGUUUUUUUAAUUUAGAAAGGAGACAUCCCAGCUGGAGUGAAUGCACUCGCAGAAGAGAGAAAUAAGUGGCUUGAAAGGUAAAUCAUUAUGACCAUUAGCGUUGCGUUAGUUUUUAGCGUAGGCCUGGUAAUACAGGAGGUCUUCACUUAGGCCGCAUCUAAGUACAAACAUUGACUCUUCGUUUCUCCGUUUUUGAGUGAGUUAUAUAUUCUUAUUAUCUGUGGUAUAUGCGCCCUUAACAAUAAUAAUACAUAGUGUUUGAUGUCUAAGGAAUGAUCUGCCCCAAAGUGAUAGAAACUUAGAACGCUGUUUUGUUAAACACCUACCUGUGUAGUUGCAGUAUUCUUUUCAUUUCUGUCGUCAAGUGGAUAAAAAUUACAAUUAAAUAAUAAGUUUCGCACGGAUGGAGUCCGCUUGCCGAGGGAAACUAGAGUGUUUGAUAUACGAGCUGUUGAUUAUAAAGGAUAAAAGACCUACGCUAAAUACGCAAGCGGACUCCUGCCAUGCGAAAAAUUUUAUUUAAUUGUAGUUUGUUCAUUUUCACGUUUAAAUUACAUGCACUUUUCGCACUUCCUUUUUCUAUAAAUAUUACCACGAGUCCUGUUAAUUUCUUAUCUUUUGAUAAUGAUGGCAUGAAGCUAUCGAAACGUCAAGUUUCUUUUAUAUCGUUAAUUUUGUUUUAAAAUGUAUCUCUAAAUCCAUCCUCAUUACAAAAUUUUACAGGAACACGAUAAAUUAAAGUAGAUCAGGUAAAAAAACUACCGAGAAUAGCAAAAACUAAACGAGCUGAGUUGCAUUCUAUAAGGUUGUGACACACGAAAGAUAAAGAGAAAAAUACCUUAAAUUUGGGAGAAUAAAAAUAAAUAAAUAAAAAUUAAAAAGAACAAAACAAAAACAGAACGGUACCAGAUAGCUAUAAAUUUUACAUUAAAUGGGAUAAAUCAAACAAAUUGCUAUCCAGCAUUUAAAGUGAUAAAGAGGAUAAAUAAUUUCCUUCGUCGUUUGCCUAAAUAAAUGCAAAGAAGUACUUUUUUUUAAAUUUUACGUCCAGGUUAUUCCAAACAGAAGGACCAGGGAAGCGUAUAAUAAAUUUACCGUAAUUAGGCCUAACCUUGUCAAAAUAAUAAGCUGACUUUGAUGCUAGCCUAGUAUUAUUAUAUAGCCAUGCUUAGUGAUAUCCGUGAAAAGAAGUUGCCUUAAGCCUCAGGUAGUAAAUUUUGACGAAAGUGAAGCAUAAAAAGGGCGAGCCAAAUCAAUAGUCACUAGGAAUGAGCUUGACUAAACCUAGCUGUGAAAAAAAGGGGGCUGGAGUGAACAUCUCGAUUAGAAUAUGUAAUUAUUUCUACUUUAAUGUCAGAACUCUACUUUACAUUGAUGUAAUUGAUCAUUAUUUUUUAAUAGACCCGAUCUUCUGAUCCGAGCAGCUCGCCAUUACGAAGGAGCGGAACAAAUUUUAAGACGAAAAGCGGUUUUUACUUCAAGACAGGUCUGUUACACGGCUGACAGUCUACAAUAUAGCCUGCUCCUGUAUAUAAUUAUAUGGCUUAGUGUACACGUUAAAAGUAAAUACAACAAAAAAAGUAGUUUUACACAAAAACCUGAAAGACACUGAACGUUUCCAUUAAAACAAGCAAAGCCAACCUUGUAGAAUUUCAAGUGGAAGCGUAAUUAGAACUAGUUCUGAGAACGGUUUUAUCGAAUUUAGCCCCAUUGAAUAAGAAAUGUUAAUUUUCUUAAUCCUCCUCAUUUAAAUUAUUCUUUCAUACAGUUUUUCCAAAGCGAGGAAUGUGAACCUGUCCCCAAAGGACACUGGGUAAUAGCCGAAGCACCUGGUAAGCUAUUCUCAAAGCUGAAAACAUUGUUUCCUUUCAAAGGCUUUACAUUAGCAAACUAACGUUAGAACUAACAUAACCAUGGAUUUAGUCAAGGCCAAACGCAAAGCUCUUGUGAGAGCUCUUAAGAAAUGUCUUUCUGAAGUAAACUUUUGGGAGCCUGCGAUCAGUUGAAUACCAUAACUGGACAGCAGAGAUCUUAAAAGAAAAGCGUCACCUCAAUGAGUUGCACACCUGAGCUCGCAAUACAGACAUGAUCAUACAUGUCCAACAUCGAGUUUUAAAAACAUAAGUUAAUAUGCCUUGGACUUUACGGCUAGUAAGUAAGACAUUUCACAUCGCUAACAUGAGGGCGGACGUACGUACGUUUGUCAGAACCAAAAUUUAUUGAAUGCAUAGAUAAUCAAAUUUUGUUAACCACGGUGCUCCGCUGUUAAGAAAAUCUGAGGCGUUGGAUUUUCUGGUUUGCCAUUAUUGCAUUAACCUUUAUCGGAGAGGCUUAACCCAUUCGCCGCUGAACCGCCCGUAACCGCCCGUGCGGAUCCACGUCCUUUCUACCCUUUGUGACGUCAUCAGUUUUAACGGUCAAGGACAACUUUGUCCGUUAACUUGUGCAGAGUGAAGAGAUCUUUCCAACCAUACCAGAAUGAGCACAAUUCAGUCAAGGACACCGGAGAAAGGGGCAAAAAACCAUGUAACAUUGACCUGAAAAUCUCCAGGAAAAUCUUGUUCCAUUGCCCACCUACCUUUCCUUUCACCUAAUCCUAAGAUCCUAAAAGCUUUCCUAAAAACUAUUCCCAUUAAAAUGAAGCCUACUAAAUGCCCGGCAAGAGAAAAAAAAAUGAGGCAAGAAAAGCGAAAAAAGAGGGGAGGAGAGAAAGCGAAAAGUAAAAGUCAAGACUGCUGUGUCACUUUUAAACCCAAAAACUCGAAAUUUUGCUUUCUGCGCAUGCCCGAACUUCGCAAGCUGAUAUUUUGCAACUGGAUCAGAAGGCCAUGAAGUGUACGACCUGUAAACCGGUUUGUGGUAAGUUUUAGCUCUUAAUAGCACGACAGUGACCAGAAAACCACUCGACUAGCUUCAAAACACGUUUUUCGGCAAAAUCUCCAAGAGCGAAUGGGUUAAAAGCGCUGCCAGAACCCCACAUUUACGUACCCUACUUGCAGACGUUUCUUUCCGACUUGGUUUUGGCAUUUUUCAAAUCGUCUGUCGCGUCGCUGAAAUUAGUGUAGUUGGCUUGUUUAACCCCAUGUGCCAAUGUCAGUGAAGCGACUGAUGACUUCGUAAAUGCUAAAAAUCAUGUCAGAAAAAUGUCUGCUAGCAAGGUAAAAGGCGACGUUUUAAUCCCUGCCACUAAGAACAGGGCUGGGUGCCUUAUGCUACAACGACUGCUUGGGUAACCUGUGGCUUAAUUAAAAAUCUUUUGCGGUGCAUGACAUCACGAUAAACACAACAGGUUUUAAUCUCUCAUAUGGUCACCCCACCUACCCUGUAGACUUCAUCAAAUAGAGACAUUUUAUCGACAGGGGGGCUACCUCAGCUCCCUAGGGUCUUUCCGCUCCAUGUAAACAGGCCCCCUCUACUUCACGACUAACGUUUUACUUGUGCAAGUUCAUUCUUAUCUCUCGGUUGUUUGUUCCCUUUCAGCUCGAAUAGAUUUGUCUGGUUGCUGGACUGACACCCCUCCUGUGACCUAUGAGCACGGUGGGGCUGUUCUUACCGUUGCUAUUAACCUUAAUGGAAAGGUAAGGGGGAACCAUACUGCAUUUAUUUUGAGUUUCGAGUUUUCCUUUCUUCUACAAAUUAGGGCUUUCGUUAUUCAAACCCCGCUAGAAGUAUCAAAUUUACUGGUAUGAAAGAAAGACGAAAAGCCAGGAUUCUGGUCAUAGUAAUAAAAUGACACCAUCGUUCAAAUGCCGCAUUCUUUUGUGUUUUGCACAUGCUAACGAAGUCAGAAAGGCUAAUAAUAGAUAUAAAAAGUAGUAAUAGGCCGCCAUUGUAAAAGAGGUCAAUUAGCCAAAGCCGAAUUUUUAACUAAUGGUUGUUUUCUUUCCUUUUUCCCCUUUACAGAAAGUAACAGGCGCUAAAGUUAGAAAAAUAUCUGAGUGAGUGAUCAUUUUCGAAAUCUUCACGCCUUUCCAAAAGUAGAAUCUGGGACUGUACUUUUUAUCAUCUGUACUAUUUAUCGAAACGUCGACUCUAAUUUAACUGAUUCGUGGGGAUUCGGUUCGCUUUGUACGCAUGAGCGCAAUAAGGUAAUAGGGAGUUUAAGCACCGCCUUUUUUGAGCAACGCACGACAACCGGAAGUGGACUUUUUGCAAUCUUAGGCUGUGAUUUUGAACAAAUUUUCCAGCAGCUCGUCUCUAUCGUAGUAAAGACACUUAGCAAUACAAAUUAGGUAGCAUAAAGGCAAAUUAAACAGGAAAAAGGUUCACUUUCGGCUGACGUACGUCGCUCAACAACGUCGUUGCUUAAACUCCCUAUAGAGUGUUUUGACUCACGUGGCCAGCAUCUAUGCAAAUUUAUUGGAACAAAAGAAAGCUCUUGCAUGAGAAAAGAGUUCAACUCCCAGAGGAUUGGUUUGGGAAACCAACAUGGCCGCCGUUUCAUUGUUUUGGGACACCAAUAUGGCCGCCGCGACGUCAUAUGAAAACGCUCUAUUAGAGAGCUUAAGCAACGACGACGGCGACGUCACCGAGAACGGCAAAAGAUCAAUAGGUUUAGAUAAGGAAAAAAGACCAACUCUGCACGGGCAUCACGCUUUAAUUUUUUGUACAUCUCUUUGCCGUCACUGCACAACUACAACGUGAAAAUGUCUAGUUUCACGUUUUGUCGAGGACAUGAACACAAGACAACGACUAAGACUUUCUUUUACUCUUCUUGAACUUUAGAAUUAUUUAGAAUUCAACUCCAGGAAAAAUUGCAAACAUUUGAUUAAUUGAACGAGAUGGAAUAAGCGCGAUAAAGUUUGAAGCAGCGCUACUUCACUUGUUGAGUGACGUUUUCGUAACCGUAGCCGUUGCCGUUGUUGUUGUUUAAGUUCCCUAUUCACUGGAAAAAGAAGUUGGGCUAAAGAGAAAUUAAUCGGCUGAUUUAGCAACAGAACGGGAACGUCAUUUGACGACGGGAAAGCGUGCGGAAAGGACUAAACUCGACUUCCGGGGCACAAUUUGCUGCUCAGCUAUUGGUCAAGCUAGUUGUUUGAUUUGCGCGCGCCGUCGUCAACUGACGUUCCCGUUUUGUUGCUAAAUCACUCUAUUGAGGAAGAAGGAACUGCUCCUAUUUGAAAUAUCCUGCUUGAAGGCGUCCAUUUCCCUCAUUUCGCUUCUUGAAUUACAGUCAAGAGGUCUACCAUAUAUUAAUAAUAAAAAUAAUAAUAAUAAUAAUAACAAAUAAUAAUAAUAAUAGUAAUAGUAAUGAUAAUAAUUAAUAGAGAGAUUAAGCAUCGCGUUUACGGCACUGCAAACAUGGCGAGAUUCAAGUUGAGGAAUUUUCAAAAUGAGAAAUGAACAGAUAAAAACAGCUUAAAACAAUUGUUCUGGAUAGAAUUGGUAUGAAUCUACCGAUUUUCGUGUAGUUAUAACGAACAGUAAACGAUAAGUAAAUGGAAAACUUUGUCACGUGGUACUAAUUCAGUUUUGAAGUUUGCCGCAAAUGCGAUGCUGAAUCUCUAUAUCAAUGAUUUAAAUAUUGUUUUUAGGCUUGAAAUAGUCCUUGUGAUUCACUCUGGACAACACAGUGUUCGAGUUGUAUGCAGUGAAUUAACGCACUUGGAGAAUUACACUCAGCCGCAUGCGCCAGGUAAAGUUAAUCCGAGGCCCUCUCUCCUUGCCAACUUACCCUUGAUGCCCUCGCUGAGCCUCGAUACCCUCAGCUGAGAUCCGUUUAAUCAUUAUUGUCCUACACAAACUCACUCCAAUCUAUUUUAGUAGUGGGUUUUCCACCAACAAAUUUCGAACGCUUGGUCACCACAUAGAGCGAUUUUCGUAUGACCUUGAAAAAUGGUUUCGUUAAGUGUUCGUUAUUUGUUUUAUUAUCCAACGGAUGAAAAGAUUAAAACGUGGCCUCUUCGGUUUCCUGAUGAUUUCUAGAAAGUUCUUGGGCUUGAAGUUUUUUCACCGGAGCGUUCGAUUAACCAACCAAAAGCCGCGCGCGUUUGUAUCCGUUAGAUAAACCAAUCAAAUCGCUCUAUUUCCGUUCGUUUGUUGUUUCUGUUUUGUUCGCGCGUUUUCAUUUCAAGGUCAUACGAAAAUUGCUCUAUUCUCUUAUAGGCCAGGUUUAUAUGGAGAAACCCUGUUCCGGAUCACAGGAUCAACCUCCCUGAGCAAGCGUUUAUUUUGAAAAUAUAGUUGACCCCUUUGCCCGAGCCAACUAUGCAUGCGCAUGCUCUGUUUAUGAUGGCCCAGCUAGGAGGGUGACCCUAACAUCACAAAAGGGUGAACCGGUUGGGUCAAUCUUCUAGCCGAGCCAACUUUUUGUUUUGUAACAAAAUGUAUGAAAAGUUGGCGCGCCUAGGGUAAAGCUGUAUCUCGGGUAGGCGGAUGACCCGUCUACUCGGGACAAGUUUUUUCCAUAUAAACGGGACUUUGGUCGCUGAGAUACAGCCAGGAUCUUUUUUCUUCACGAAAAACUGGAGAGUUCUUGAUUAUAGUAUAACGUCCUUUUAAUUGCACUUUCUUCUUUAGGUGCCCUUCUUAAGGCUUGUUUUUGCUUCCUGGACAUUGUAACACUACCUUCAAGCGAACCAUUGAGUGCCCAGCUACAGAGAAAGUAUCAGGCAGGGUUUGAGCUUCACACGUGGUCGACCGCUCCUCAGGGCAGUGGCUUGGGAACGAGUAGCAUUUUAGCCGGAGCUAUUCUUGCCGCAUUGCUACGGGUUACAGACCGCACAGCCAGCUUGGACUCACUCAUUCACGCUGUGAUGAUCGUUGAACAAAUGUUGACCACUGGCGGCGGCUGGCAGGAUAACGCUGGUGGACUGGUACCAGGAUUUAAGAUGACUCGAUCCCAAGCCUCUUUACCUCUGAAGGUUGAAGUGGAACCGCUAAAAUUAUCUCAAGCCACCGUGGAUGCAGUGACGAAACGAUUACUUUGCCUUUUCUCCGGAAAACCACGUCUUGCUAAAAAUUUGUUACAGGUAAUAAAGCAAAUUUUCGUGUCACAUGAAAGACCUAUAAAAAAAAUGUGAGUUAAUCGUUAAGCCAGAGCUAAUCAUAGAGACAUGAGUAGUUAUUCGAAUACCGUAAAAUUCCGAAAAUAAGCCCCUCCAUGUAUAAGCCCCUCCAAAUAUAAGCCCCCCAAACUCGUAACGCAAAAAACCCUCCGUUAAAUCGCCCUUCUGAAUAUAAGCCCCCGGGGGGGCUUUUACUUCGAAUUUGCCCUCGAAUACAAAGAAAAACAAAGCAAAAAUGGUAAAUUUCCUUGCCUUUACAAGCUGGCCCAAUCGAUUUUGAAACGCAAAUUUCCCUCCGUAGAUAAGCCCCUCCGAAUAUAAGCCCGUCCUAAAAUAAGCCCCUCAAAAAGGGCCUUUGAAAAACAUAAGCCCCGGGGCUUAUUUUCGGAAUUUUACGGUAUUUGUUGUCUUUGUGCUAUUAGUCUAUUGCAAGUUUAAUUGUUAAAACUACUGCCGUUCUCCUUGCCGUCGCUGUCGUCGUUGGUCUUGUUGUCAUCGAGAAAUAGAGCUACCAUGGUAACGUGACGUCACAGUUCUCCUAUCUAUUUUGGUGGUACGAUUUGUAGCCCACAAAACAAUCUUGACUUGACCGCUCUCCAGAAUGGAUUUUUUUGGAUGCGACGGAUUUGGUGAAUUCGUGUGGACGACUGAAACAGGGGGGGGGAGGGGGUGAAUCCAAACUGGAUACACCACUAUUGGGAGUUAACAAAUUCUGUAGCCCAAAUGCGUGCAGAUCGGAGGUAGGCCGUUUCCCAAUGCGAACGAAGACAAAGUGCAGAGCCAUUAAAUAGUGGAUGAAAUUUUGUGAGCUGGAGCACCAAAUAAAAUAAACUCUCUGGAAUAGCAUAUACAAACCAAAUUGGUCAAGAUAAAAAGGAACUUUGGUCAAGCAAAUUAAAACGACUAUUAAAUCUCGCAGGUCUUGGCGACAUAUGGUCAGCGAAAACGAACACUCCCGCAAUCAUAAAUAUAUACCACAGAGACUCUUAGGUAUAGAACAGCAAACAUGGAUUAGCGAAAUACACAAUGAUGAGCGAAAGGACCCGCAUCAAAAAAACAAACUAAGAACUUUUAGGAAAUUUAAACUUACCCAUGACUACGAAAAUUACCUCACAAAUGUAAGAAACAUCAAUCAUAGAGUAGCAAUCACAAAGCUAAGAUUAAGCAACCACAAACUAGCAAUUGAAACUGGACGAUACGUUAAACCCUAUCAACCACCAGACCAAAGAAUCUGUCCAUUAUGUAAAACUGGAAUAGAAGACGAGGUGCAUUUUUUGAUGAAUUGCAUAGCCCAUAGGGAUCCUAGGAGAGAGCUGUUCAAUACGCUAAAAAAGGAAACUAAUCUUAUUCUUGACUCUAUGACUCCAAGCUCUGCCUUUGCAACGUUGAUAAGUAUGAAGCAAGGAGGGAAAAAAUUGUGGCUAAAUACGUAUAUGAUCGCUUCCGCGAAAGAGAUAGACGCGUUAAAUAUAACCUUGUUUAAUAGUUGUAUAAAUUUUACAAAUGUACAUGUACACCUCUGUAAUUACUGCACGAAAAUCUUUGUUAUCGUUGUAAACACAUGUGUCUGUAGGCGCUCUGUUGAUAAUAAAGCACUUAUCCUAUCCUAUUCCUAUCCUAUCCUAUCCACAACACCGAAUUCGAGUAGAGGCAAAUAUCAAGUAUUCAGUUUCAGCGUAUAAGGAUUCGUGUUUACGUGGGCUAAGAAUGUGUACAUAAAUAGGAAUCGGUGGCGAUGUUUAAUCGUAACAAUUACGGAGGCUACGCAACCACAACGACGGCGUCAACGAGAACGGCAAAAAAGCAAUGAGUUGAGAUUGACUUUUCUGUAUAUUUUUCUUUGCCGUCACUGCUCGACUACGACGUGAAACUCCCUAAUUUCACCUUUUAUGGUGGACGUGAACACAAGAAACGGAUAUUCUUUUUGUUUUUGUGAACUUUAGAUACAGUCCUUUAGAAUUCAACUCCUGAAAAAUCGCUAACAUUUGACAGGUUAAAGGAGUUGGAAUAAGAGCGACGAAGUUUGAAACAGCGCGAGUUCACUUUUUCAGGGACGUUUUCGCUCCCGUUGCCGUCUUCGUUGCUUAAGCUCCCUUACGUCUAAUUGAAAUGCUCCAAUUCUCGGUUUGCAUUGUUACGCAAUGAAAAAUGAAAAUGCAAACCAUUCAAUACAGAGAACGUCUAGAAUCUGGGAAAUGAAAGAAGAUAAAUAUACAAAACGUCUUGCCAAAAAUCGGGUCUGUGCAGUUUUUCAAAUGCGAGAUAUUCGGAAAAACGAGUUACCUAAAUUUACAAAGCUUUGUAUGGAAACACCAUGUUGGAGUCCCUUUCAGGGACACCAAUAUGGCUGCCGGAUGCCAACAGAAACAUCUGUUUUCGAGUUUUCCUACUAAUGCGGGAAUUCUUCGCUUGAGGAACUCAUAAAGAUUAAAGUAAUAUUUAUUCUGAGACAAAACAUGUUUAGAUAGCAAAAUCUCCCAAAAUCGGUAAUGUUUUUAACCCACAUAAGAGCUCUCCUGGACGUCAGCUAAAUGCCGCGUCACGCAAAAGCCGGAAACUUCAAGCGUCCUCUCUCGCAAAACGAAGAAUCCUUUGGAACCAAAAAUUUGUUUAUAUGAAGGUGUUUAGGUGCUGUAAUAUCCCGUGAAAGUGGAAACUCAGACGAUUCGAUAGUUUCUUACUUUGAUCUUUAGUGACGUCAUUUGCAAACGAAGAACAUUAAUAUCGGUGAAUUCAAUUUAAAGCCUAAUGAUUUCGCGUUUUUUAGGAUGUGGUCAGGAACUGGUACGCAAGGUUUCCACACAUAACUGAAAACGCUGAUAACCUGAUAACAAACGCAGAGGAAGCCGUGGAAGCACUCAAGACAGGUAGAAUUGGGAUAAAUGUUAAGCCCCGUGAAAACGGACGCAACAAUGUUGACCAACAACUCCCAACAUUGCUGGAUGUUACAUGUUGCGUCCGUUUGCACACCCUGUUGCGUGUUGUUGAGAGUUUUUGCGCAAAGUUUGAAACCAUUCAAACUUUUGAACCAACGACUACCAACGUCUCUUUUGCUCCGUGACCGCUGAAGAGUAGCGCUACAAUGUUGGAUCCGUUUGCACAGCUCUCUCCAACAUUGUUGGGCCCACGCAAGCGCAUUACACACGGUUUACAAAGUCUUACGGGUUGCAUCCUUCCCACGAUUUAUUACUGCAGAUCCCAACAUUAUUGGGAGCUGUUGCGUCCAUUUGCACACCACUGCCAACACGGACGCAACAACUUCCAACAUUGUUGGCCCAACUAUGUUGGGAGCUGGGAGUUGUUGCGUCCGUUUACACGUCGCCUUUAGUUAUCGGACUGCAAAUAUUGGCCAGAUUGUACCAGCGUUGCCUGACAUCUUGUCACUUAAGGUUGGUACACACUAGGCAGCAAUUUGCAGCAACACGUUGCGGCGACACAUCGCAGCGACAAAUCUCUGUAGUGGAAAUUUUUCUGAAAAUCUUUGUCUCCACAAUAGAAUUUUGUCGCCGUAACAAGUCACACAAAAUCAAAUCAGACUAAAUUUGUGCAACUUUUUGCGGCGACAAAAUUCUGUUGCUGAGACAAAGAUUUCCCAGUAAUUCUCCAUUACAAACGACACGAUUUGUUCCUGCAACGUGUCGUGCAACUUGUUGCAUCAACUUAUCGCCUAGCCUGAUUCCCAGACGUCCGAGGUCGUUCGCGGUCCAUUUCGCUUCCCUCCCUCUCCCGGAAAGGACCUCGAACGACCUCGGACGUCUGAGAAUCAGGUUACUUAUCGCCCGACCUGUACUGAAUGAAGGAGUGAUUGGUCGCCGCGACGUGUUGCAGCGACAGAAUCAGCGUUAGAAUCUGUUUUUAGAUCUCGCGUUUAAUUGCAAAUCUGGAUCCAGAUUUCCCAAUUGAACACACCCUUAUUCAUCGUUUUUAAUUUUUCAGGAAAUGUUGAGAAGUUAGGCGCCUGUAUGAAUUGUUACCGUAAGCAGAAGUGUGUAAUGGCUCCGGGUGAGUAGCUUUCAGUAACUAUUCAUUCCCUUUCCAUCAUUAGCAGGGUUUAGAAUCAGGUGAGACUCAAGUUGACAAUAUCUAAAAUUACGAAAUGACAAAAACUGUCCAAAAUACUUCUAAUGGAGGAAACUGGCUUGAAACUACUAAGUUGGUGUAGGUGUAAUGAACAGCAAGAGAUAAACAAAGGGAAAUGUUGAUGCGUAUUACAAAUAGACGUUUGUGGUUUGCCCGGUAUAAGCCAUUUCCGAGUUACCCAAAGUUUCGAAAUGAGUCUUAAGGCCUGUAUAAAUGGAGAUGGGGGACCCCAAUUGGGUGUGGUAACCUGCGUAGGUGGGGUAACCCGCCUGUUCAUAUAAUGUCUCAUUUUAAUUUGGUUAUGUUAACAUGAUAGGUGGGGUGACCCGCCACAUGUUACCUCACCCAUCUAGGGCUCCCUCACCUCCAUGUAAACAGGCCCUAAGUGCAAAUCCAUUGAUAUGAAAUUGAGUUUUUAUUCUCAUGCAAAUAAUACUCGUUUUCACAGUGAGAGUUUAACGAACUCGGAAAUGGCCAUUGUUAGUCUCCCAAAAGCUUAGGAGCGUCGACGGUGGAGUGGGAGGGGCAUUGCAAGCUACAAAUGGCUUGUUCUUGUGUUCUUAUUGCAAUUUAGGGGUAAGUUUUUUACGUAAACAGGUGUACUCUCGUAAUUCGGGCUUAAUUUACACAAAACCUAGGAUACUGCUUCUGUAAAAACCAAAGCUGUUAGUAAUACACACAUUUCCCACAGGAACCGAACCUGAUGCCAUACGAGAUAUGAUGGAGGCACUGGACCCUUUCGUAUUAGGUGAGACGUUGUUUGUUUUUACCAUGCUUACCAGGUGUACUCCGGAUUUCAAGUGACUGGGAUGAUCUAAUUGGGGGCAAAAAUCAAAGCGCAAAAAAAUCCGUAGGGCUUCCAACAAAAGCCCAAAAUUUCCCUGGAACAAAAAUUAACCCCUCAAUAAAUCCCUUAUAGAACUACGCAGCUGAAAUACGCGGGCACCACAACAUAUCUGCAGAUUGUUUUAAAUACCUAAAAAAUCCCUAUUUAAAUCAAACCACCCCAAAAAAUACUAGCUAAAUUUUUCUACCACCCGCAACCGCCCCCACCAAAAAAAAAAUUUCCGGAGUCGAAGAUUUCCAACCCAGAAAAAUUCCUUCCAUGAUCCCUGUCACUUGAAAUCCGGAGUACCUCCCCCUGGGAGCCAGAGGGUUUUUCUGACAAUAGCUUUGUAAUUGUUUCAGGACAAACCUUGACCGGAGCUGGAGGGGGAGGCUUUCUGGUUCUUAUCACUAAAGAACCUAACAUGGCUGAUAAAAUACGAGCUGUGAUCGAGGAGAAAAAGGUACUUGCGCCUGAAUGUCACUUUCCGUCGAUACAGGCAAAAAAAAUCAACAAAAGAGGAAAUUGCUAACAUCAAACAGUUGUGUUUUUCUAUUGCUAACAACGUUCACAGUGUUAAUCACUCUCUAAAAAUAAAAGCCGUUGUAAAAGUUUCCCGAAAACUAUGAUUCAGGUGAUGAUAGAGUUAAGUUUUAUAACCUGAGACACUGUGAAACAACGACAACAAAAGCAACGCGGCUAGAUUUUGCCGGGGUAAUAGGUGAUGGAGUAUGUGGUCGAGGCUCUUCACCUAGGCUAGACUGUUCACAUUCCUUUAUUUUUCCAUGAGAUCGUCAAGAUCGAAAUUUCGUUACGGUCGGCCAUCUUGGAUAAGGGUCAAAUCUACUUUAGGUGCAAUAAAACGGACAACAAAGAACGUGCAACUUGUUUUGCAACGUUGCUGCAAACGAGUUGAAUAGCGAUGUUGCGCGGUUUAUCAUCACGAAAAAAAGCUUGGAGUCAUAUUUGUUGCAAGACAGGUUCGAACAUGGGUGGUAAAACGCACAACAUCGCUAUUCAACUCGUUUUGCUGCAAUGUUGCAAAACACAUUCCCCUUUUUUGUUACCCUUUUUACUGUAGCUCUAGCAGGAGCGGGGACGGGUAAAAACCUCGACGUCCGCUUCGCUUUUAGUAAAUAUAAAGCCAAGUUGGCCGACCGUACGGUAAGGUUUUGGGAGAAAGCGCUGGCAGAUGGCGCAGACAAUUGUUUCGUUUCCGUUUCAAACUUGAAAACUCUUGUUGUAGUAACCUAUAAAGAAUUGAGUAAAUUUACAUGGUAUUAACGAUAUAUUGUCACGGAGUUUUGUGUUACAUUUCGCGCGUGACAUUUUUUGAUCUUAGAUGUAGCCGAUCACGUUUCGAACACGUGAUCAUGUCACACUUUGAACGGAGUAGUUUUUCGAUUUAGAGAAUUGUAAUUUUGUUGAAGGCACGUGUAUCGGUUUAGAAGCCCGUUACUUUGUAACCUGAGAUCAGGCGUUAUUUUUUAUUUUUUUUUGCGCUUCUUUGCUUCUUUGGCUCGAGAGGGAAAAAAAUAACGCCUGAUACAUUCAUUUAACAAGCCGUCAACCACCCCCUAAUUUACAUAAUCUAACGUCUGUAUGACCAGUCAUGUUAUUAGCCAAUAAGCGUUUACCAUACAGGAAUCAAAUUUUGGCGCGAAUAAUGUCUAUUUUGAAAUCAAUUUUGGGGAAAAGAAAUUUUUUAUUUAAGUACGUCCAUGUUCAGAUGGCGCUUCGAUUCCUAAAAAAAAUUAAAUGCGUUCUUUUUGUGAUGAAAUACUGCUAGCUGGAGCUGCCGUACCUUUAUUUAAUAGCUACAAGUAAUAAAGAAUUUACAGGUUAAAGCUCGUUGACUUCGUUCCGUACCGAAAGCAGUGAAAAAAAAAAUUAGGCUGAAGCACCAUAUUUCCCGAACUGAAAGGUGUGGUGAAAGCGAAGAUCGAUCAGAAUAAUUCGCAGAUUUCUGAAGGACGAAUUACAGUCAAACCAGGUCAAAAUUCCAUUCAUGAAUUGGUUAUUUGAAAAGUGAACCCGUUUGUCGCUUCUGUAACUUGUAGCCGGUAUCAAAUUGCAUUCAAAUGAUCAGUGAAGUUUUGACUGCAACUAUUUAGUAUACGAUGAGAUGGAAAAUAUUUCAGUGGAUGAAACUUCUAUUUAGGCAUUGUUCAAAUUCAAGAAAACUGAGCCGGCAGAAAUUUCAUAACGAACUCGCGCGGCGGGGCUAAAGUGCAGGUCACAGGUCACAGGUCAGGUCACAGGUUACAGGCCACAGGCCACAGGUCAGAUCACAGGUCAGGUCACAGGCCACAGGUCAGAUCACAGGUCAGGUCACAGGCCACAGGUCACAGGCCACAGGUCAGGUCACAGGUCACACAAAAACCAAUAGGACACUGGACAAAACUGUUCUGGACUGACGUUUUGCUAUACAAAAAUAAAAUAAGCCAAGGAACCUUGAUGAUAUUUUUGUCCUUUAAACAAUAUUAAAUCGGUUUGACAUCGGUUGCAGGGUUCGUUUGUCACACACAGAGCAAGUUGUUCUCUUAAGAAGUCGAUUCCCACAGUUUUAUUUUUAGAUGACUUUCCAAAGUCUUACUUUUAGAACUAAGUUCUUCAUAAUUUUGCGGUUUCAGGCUUCGGAUGAGUUCAUUUUUUACGACGUGAGCGUGGACUGGGAUGGACUGACUGUGAGAGUAGAAGAACCGUCGAAAUGA